CGAUUACGUGUCCUGCAAAUGGCAUGUUUACGUGCAUCAGUUGUAUGUUCAUUUUAAGCGCUAUUGAUGAACACAAACAAACUAAAACGGUGUCAGACUUCAUGAAAUUUGUUUUGGUUCUCACAUAUUCCUACAAAUGUUUCCCCAAAUAUCCUUUAUUUCCCCUUUACCCCAGCCAAAGGGUAAUUACACAAAAUGAAAUUCAAAACAAAAGAGAAAAGCACCUAACACCUAACAAUAUAACACCAAUCAGCAGUUAAGAGGAUGUACCGGGGAAGAUUAUAAUGUAUUAAUUAUUGGUUCCAAUUCAUCUCGGUUGAAUAUGACUUAAUUUUACUUUAGAAACUGAUUCAAUUGUUUGGCCCAGAAACAUCAAACACCACAUUUGAAGAUGGCAGAUGUGAGGGAAGCUCGGUUCCUUCUGGCAUCUUGGAUCUUUGGAUCGCAUCGAUGUCUCCGGUGAAAGUUUGUUCAGUUUUCUCUGGUAUCUUUCAGACCUGGUUGUCUACUGGCUUUAAGUUGUGCUUGUCUCCAUCUUCCUCUCAGCUGGAUGCUGUAUUAUGUUGCCACCCAGCUUCCUAGUCGGGUCAUUAUAACCCGUGGGCCAAUUUUGAAAUGUUUCAAAAUGUUAAUCUUUACUUCCUGUUUUAUUGUGUCUGUCACUCGCAUGAUUCCUCGGCUACUUUACUUUCUCUGUUUAGUUUCAAACUCAUAGACAAAAUCCAAUGUCUAUGGAAAAGCUACAUUAUAUGAUAAAAGAAGGUAGUAUAUUAUUGUAUAUUCAUUAAUACACUAUAACAGCUGCAGCAUGCUCUAGAAUCUAUCCCAACAAUUAAAGGAAGGAAAGGGAAAGGUGGAACAAUACUUUUUAAGAGGUAAUUAGACAUAGAAACUGGGUAAUAGAGGUAAUUAGAAAUAGAAACUGGGUAAUAAAGGUAAUUAGAAAUAGAAACUGGGUAAUAGAGGUAAUUAGAAAGAGAAACUGGGCAUUUAAGUUAGUGAAAAGCAAAUGAUACAAAUAAAAAGCUCUUAGGCUCCAGGGAGAAAGACAAUAAAACAGGCAAAAAGGAAAUAGUUGGAAAUAAAAUACAAAUGUUGCUGAUGAUUAGAAAGAAGGGAGGGGAAGAGAUGAAGAAGUUGGCUAAUAAAGAGAAAGUCAAAUCAUUGGUUACUUUUGUAAAGGUACACAGCACUAACUAAACUCGACUUCUCUUAGACCCCGUCCUCAUAUUGCUGAUGAAAUAAGUUGUAGCAAUAGUUAGCAUCUCUUUACUAGAUUUACAAAGAGCUGUGUACCACAGUCCUUUAAAGUAUCUGUAGUAAACCUCUUUAAAAAUAUACAUCUAUAUAUAAUCUUCACAUCCUCUAUAAGAUCCUUGGGAAAUGUGUGAAUAGUGCUCGUUCGUAAGGCGUGGGUACGAUAGGACAUCGCCGGUGGCUCAUGAGAUUAAAAGUAAUAAGCUGCUUUACGUUAAAAAUAGAAACAAUAAGAAGUGGAGCAGUCUGAGGCGCACAAGCAGUACGUCUGUGUGUGAGAAGCAGCCGCUGCUCUGUUGCUCUUCUUCAUACAUUGAUAGAAACUUCAGGAUUUCACAGCAAGACUGAAUGUGAGACGGUGGUGCCUCAGGAAUGAGUAAAAGGGGGAGGAGGAGGAGCAGCAGGUGGAGGAAGAGGUCCAGCAGCAGUAAACAUGAAAGGAUUUGAAAAAAAAUCUGACCUGAGAAGAAGUCACACUGUGUGUUGUACUUCGAGCUUCUCUGUUCUUUGUGAACAUAGCGGGUCUGUAAGCGCACAGGGCGUCUCAGCUUGUGGCGUUCAAAAGCAGAACAAAACUAACACUGUGAGCUGCAGAAAGGACAAUGUUGAAAUGGGUGAGACAGACUUACUUCGAAAGGAAAAUGUCCUGUCAGGAUCGGAAGAUGAGGAAAAAUACGACAGUGCUUCACCCAAGGACAAAAGAGCCAAACGGGAUCAUCACGGGAAUUCAUUUUCAAAACAAAGGAGUAUUUAUACCAAAACGACAGAGGAAAAAGAGAAAGGAGUGAGGACAUUGUCUGUCAACGACGCGGAGGAUUUCCUCCCAAAUAUCAUUGUCCAGCAGUCACGUGUGCCCUCAUGUGAGGAUGCAACCCACUCACCAGCACUAGUUACUAACAUCAUGAACAUCGCAAUGAAAUGCAACAGGUCACAUGGUAAAUAUGAAAUUCAAGAAAGUUUUCAAUUGAAUACUUCUGGCAACAAGACCUCGUAUGUUUUAAUAAACGAAAAAGGGGACUGUGCUGAUGUGUUUUUUAAGAGUAAAUGUGAGCCAUUGUUACCAAAAAAUACGUCAUGUGAGCAGUCAUCCCAACAUGUGACUAAUCACAAUGGCGAUCAAAGCUCAAAUUACAGGUUUACCUUUGGCGACGUGAGUGAACACACAGAGUCUCAUCGUGAUUCCAAAUAUGUCCGUCCAUCAAGCGCAUGGGACAACACACAGUAUUCACAAUGCUGCAGGGAUCACAAACAAACACCAACAGACUCAAUGUGGACAAAUCAUCCAUCUAGACCAAGACCACCGUCAAAUAUCACAUCUCAAGGGGAGAGGAAGAACUUUGACAAAAGCAUCAGAAGUGGUCAGUUUGCAGACCUUAGAAAUAAUACUUUAGAGGAAUUAACCCACUGCCUGGAUUCCUGUAAAAUUGCUGCUCAAAGUCCUGCAGAUAAAAAGCAAAUGGAAUUUCACGCUAACAUUACUAAUAAUGAAGAAUCUCAAUGGCAAUUUUCUUUAGAAGCAGGAGAAACAGCACAACUGGCACCUUGUUUCCAGCGAUUAUCAGAAUCAGCCAGCUCUGAGCCAAUGCUCAUGAGACCCUUCUUGUCUAGGUCCAACUUAAGAGAUUUCAUCAACUGUCAAAAGGAAAAAUCCUGGAUUAGAAACAACGGUAUUGUCACUGAGGAGCACAGAGCUCGUUUGUCUCCAAACACGAGACACCAAACAUAUCCUGGGAUGUCAGAGGGUCCAGGAUCGAUGCAGGAAGAUCCUCUGUCCCGCUGUACUAAAUCCUUUCCCUCUCUAGUCACGCGCUCACAGUUUCUGCAAACUGAAAGGCUGGGAAGGAUCCCCCUGGACACAGACGAGUUCUCUGCAUUCGGAAUAGAAAAUUAUAAUUUUCCACAAACAAAGGCACAAUCCAGACGUGCCUCAGAAGUCCUAAACAGUGGCGAUGGAAAGCAAUUCAUCCUUAGUCCAUUCUGUAUGACCAGCUCUGAAGAUACACCUGAGUUCAUGGUGAAUGACCGGUGUCGAAGGCCAAUCAGUUACCCCCCUCAAGAGCUCAGACAACAGGAUGCAGGCAUAGAACAGAGCUUACCAAUGGAUGUGGGAAGUCAGGACUAUAUUGACCAAAGUGAGGUGACAGACAGUGAUUUUGGUAAAGAUAUGGAGGAAGUUGAAUUUCACAGCCCAGAGCUCCUCACAGGGAAGUUGAGUCAAAGAGCCCUUACCAUAGAAGUCACCCCUCCAUCCUGCAGAGGAUCUGUGGAACAAAUAUUAAAGAGGCAUCCUGCAACAUCACUCCUCAAGGACGAGGUUGAAAGUGAAAGCCAAAAGGAUCUAGUGUCAGUUUCCCCCAAACAUAGUAAGUCCUCAGUCACAGUACAUGUUAAUGCACUCAAGCAAACAUCCCUGCCAAUGCACUCAAGAUCAUCACCGGGUAGUUUCAUGGAAACACCAGGUACAACUGACCUGGGAGUCCCUUGCAUGUUCCCUUUGCAGGAGGGGAAAUUCUUUUCGAUAACCACAAUGGCGGUUGCAGAGAUUGAAUCCAAACCAUUUGGUGAAAAAACAGGAAAUAUCAGCCAUUCUUUACCACUAAUGACUGAGCCAAGCAAUGAUGAGCAAUUAAAUGCAGCAAGAAGGACAAUACACGAUUCUGACCAACCUGCAGUCACUGCAUCAUGUCCUGCCAACUGUUCUAGUGAUGCAAAAAUCAAUGUGACAAAGCAGCUCAGUAAAACAACCGGGGCAGAUGAACACAUAGUAUCCGGAUCCUCCUUAGAGGCCAAGGAGCAUCAGAAACCCAUGGUUCAUAGAGACCCAGACAGCAGUGGCUCCGACCACUGGGUCAGGAGGCGAAAACUCUUCAAGGAGAGCAAGGAACGGAGCUCUGCUGGAGGAAGCUCAAUGACCAGUGAUAUCACACAGGAAUCAGUCUCAGAGGGUUCUCAUUCUAUGGAAAUGGCAAUUCAAGACGAUAAAGACAGGGGCUUUUACACCGAGACUUUCCAUUCUUCACCAUGGAUUUACCAAGGAGAUGAUGCAGACUCAGUUUCUAUUCCACCCAACCCCAAAACCAAAACUCGAGCAGUCUCAAUACGGGAGAGGACUGUCAAGAUCAGCAGAGGGGAAGGAGAGUAUCCUUGGGGCUUUCGAAUACAGUUUUGUAAACCCAUUGUGGUUACAGAGGUUGACACAAAUGGGGCUGCUGAGGAAGCAGGGUUGAUGGUAGGAGACCUGGUCCUAACUGUCAAUGGAACUGAUGUAACCAGCAAUUCCCACUCAGAAGCUACGGAUUUGGCCAGGCAAGGUCCAGAUGUUCUAACGCUGACUAUUGGGUCAGACAUUGCUCGUGGUCCAAACACCCCCAGACCAGCAUGUCGCGGUUAUCUUCACAAGCAAACGCAUUCUGGUCUGUUUAAAGGCUGGAGGAGGAGGUGGUUUGUGCUCACACAUGACUGCUGCCUUUUCUACUACAGACAUAAACGGGAUGAAUGCAAAAAGCGGGCUUUGUUUGCAGUAAAGCUGGAAGGGGCUGAAGUGGGACCAGAUAUUUCCCUGGGAAAACCCUUUGUGUUCAAGUGCCGCCCUCAAUCCAGUAACCGGGUUUACUUCCUCUGUGCCACUUCCAGCCAGGAGAGGAAACGGUGGCUUGAGGCUAUGGAGAAAGCUAUUCAUCCCAUCACACAGAACCACGUGUGGGUGGAUGUCACCAGACACAACUCUAAUCUGCCCCCGCUGGCUGUGAAAACCCCUGAGUGUCUUGGACUGCUUCAUAAAAUGGACAAAAACAAGGAAGUGUGGGUUCAGCACUACUGCGUUCUGAAGGAUGGUUGCCUCUACUUCUACAGUGGGAUCCGUGCAACUCAUGCACAUGGUGGGAUCUACCUUCAGGGAUACAUGGUGCGAGAGCAUUCCUAUGGAUCCAAGAAAUCCACCAUUGAGCUGAGACCUCCAACUGAUGAGUUGAAUGUUUUCCACCUCUGUGCUGAAAAUCCUCAUGAGAAUAAAAGAUGGAUCAUAGCUAUCAACGCUUCAAUAAUGAGGUGGCAACCUUCGCGUUCAGCAUUCCGGGGGUUCAUGAAUCGGCCAUCAGAAGAGACCAGAAUGUGAGUGAGAUGCACCCUGUGGAUUGCUGGACGCUGGAUGCUCUUCCUGUUUGUAGCUGGCAGCACUUUGCUCCCUCUGCUGCUUACUCUUUACGGAACACAAAUUUACUUGGGGUCCUGAGAGAAUUAGGCCACAGUUUUAGUAGCCAUACAGCUCAAGUGCAAAAGGGAGGGACGAAAACCGAAUAUUAAAAAUAGUACUUAAUUUAAGCUCACAUCUGAAUUCACAGACGGAAUAUGUUAAUUUGCAAAUGUAUCUAGGACCGUGGAUCUGGGAAAUUUAAUAUUGUUGCUUCUUUUCCAUAGUUUUUCUUAGAGAAAUGAUCCUAAAUGCCUACCUUCUCACUCGGCAAUGCUCCUAAAUGCUUAAGAUAGGUUGAAUGCAGAGGUCAUAUUUUUGGUACGUAACUACGGUAUGUGUAUGACGAUUUAAAAAGAAUUGAAAUUGAACGCAAUAAAUGGUCAUUGGAAUGUAUUAAGAUCUUUUGGGUCACUAACUUGCUUUUAUACAGAUCCUGUGUUAAUGUUUUUUGUUUUUUAUUGCUCCAUUGCAAAUGAAUAUGAAUGUGAAUAUUUAUGUUUUGAUACUGCUGUUAAGUCACUUUAUGACAGCUAGUAGUAAUGCAAUGUGUUUGCCAAAUAAAUUCUAUAAUCAAAUCGU
Messenger RNA from Gasterosteus aculeatus aculeatus (three-spined stickleback), 6028 nucleotides. RefSeq names its product PDZ and pleckstrin homology domains 1 (gene pdzph1). The record is from RefSeq and is a predicted model, not a curated record. Lineage: Eukaryota; Metazoa; Chordata; Actinopteri; Perciformes; Gasterosteidae. Gene Ontology annotation, molecular function: protein binding.